Megalobrama amblycephala (Wuchang bream) is the source of this 912-nucleotide messenger RNA. RefSeq names its product parvalbumin 8 (gene pvalb8). NCBI's taxonomy places the organism in Eukaryota, Metazoa, Chordata, Actinopteri, Cypriniformes, Xenocyprididae. The coding region runs from base 323 to 652 and encodes 109 amino acids. The transcript has 6 exons. Gene Ontology annotation, cellular component: nucleus; cytoplasm. The record is from RefSeq and is a predicted model, not a curated record. Gene Ontology annotation, molecular function: calcium ion binding.
AGCUUUGAAAUAACCGCACACAUACCACACACAGUGAAUUGCUUAUUGUUUAAAAAUUAUAUUGCACACAUUUUUUUUACUUACUUUUUAAGAAUGUAAAAGUGACUAGUACAUAUACGUUUUUAUAUUCACUGACUGUCAGAAAACAAAUGUGGAAAAAUCGUACCUUGCCAAGUCCUCGGUAGAUUCCCGCGGAAUUGGACUCCUUUCAUGCUGUUGCAGCGGGUUAAAGACCUAUAUAAAUCGCACCUGGACAGACUCACAGUCACCACUCAGCCUUACUUCUGUUGACUCACCUGCCAGGAGAACUUCACCGAGGACCAUGUCACUGUCAUCUAUUCUUUCCGCUGAUGCCAUCGACAGUGCGCUCAAGGACUGUCAAGCUCCCGACUCAUUCAACCCCAAAAAGUUCUUCCAGCUGUGUGGUCUGACAAAGAAAAGCCCUCAGGAUGUGAAGAAUGUCUUUAACAUCUUGGACAAUGAUGCCAGUGGAUUCAUCGAGGAGGAUGAACUCAAGUUUUUCUUGCAGCGGUUCUCAGCUGGUGCUCGUGUACUGACUGAUAAAGAGACAAAGGCUUUCCUAUCAGCAGCUGAUGAUGACAGCGAUGGCAAGAUUGGAGCAGAUGAAUUCCAGGCGUUGGUUCUGUCCUGAAUGAUCAGUACACAUCUCACCCCUCUCUUGUACUCAGAUUUCAUUUCAGUUCAGCAGUCUCGCCAUUCCAUACACAGGACUCUUUCCUCCUGGGGUCCCCCUGGUCAAUAGAGUCCACACACGCAGACGCAUACUGUACACACUCCAGAGGUUUUAUUUGAUUUUUGAAUAUGUAGAGGGGCGCACAUGGGCAUUGACCAAAUGUAAAACUACCUGAAAACUAUUUAAGUGAAUAAAUAAAUGGAUCAAAAUAUUUCAAA